Mycosarcoma maydis (corn smut) is the source of this 1509-nucleotide messenger RNA. Its product is annotated as chitinase. Gene Ontology annotation, cellular component: extracellular region. The record is from RefSeq and is a predicted model, not a curated record. The transcript is spliced from 2 exons. Gene Ontology annotation, biological process: carbohydrate metabolic process; chitin catabolic process. Gene Ontology annotation, molecular function: chitinase activity; chitin binding. Bases 1 to 1509 code for a protein of 502 amino acids. Lineage: Eukaryota; Fungi; Basidiomycota; Ustilaginomycetes; Ustilaginales.
AUGUUUGGACGUCUUAAGCACAGGAUGUCUCGCGCUCGACUAGACGACGACGGCAAAAAGUCAUCGUCAUCCGCUUCAUCGUUGCCACCUUCUCCAACCAAGGCAGCAACAGCCUCUGCUGCUGGUUCGGUCCCUCAGACUCCGACUGCUACGGCACCCGAAGCUUCCACGCCCUCAUCCUCGACCCAACCUGAGUCUCCCGUCGCUUCGGCCCCCAGCAGCACUUCUCCUCCGAGUACGACACCUACCACACCAGCUUCCAACACAACCCCUGCAAGCGAGAUCCAAAACAACAUCGACUCGCAAGGUCACGAUUUCACCACCAAUGGUGCGGUCGUCCCUCGUGUCAACCUCGCCUACUUUACAAACUGGGGUAUCUACGGUCGCAAGUACUCUCCUCUGGACGUUCCUUACUGCAACCUGACGCACGUUCUCUACGCUUUCGCCGACGUCAACCCCGACACCGGCGAGUGCUUCCUCACCGAUCUCUGGGCCGACGAGCAAAUUCACUACACUGGCGACUCCUGGAACGAUACGGGUAACAACCUCUACGGCAACUUUAAGCAAUUCCUUUUGCUCAAGAAGAAGAACCGUGCGCUCAAGCUCAUGCUGUCCGUUGGUGGAUGGACAUUUGGUCCGCACUUUGCACCUAUGGCAGCCGACGCCAAGAAGCGAGCCAAGUUUGUCUCGACUGCCAUCACGAUUUUGGAGAACGACGGGUUGGAUGGAAUCGACAUCGACUGGGAGUAUCCCUCGGACAGCACGCAAGCUGCCAACUUUGUUCUGCUGCUCAAAGAGCUUCGUGCCGGCUUGACUGCACACCAGGCCAAGAAGAACGAGACCAACCCGUACCUACUGUCCAUCGCUGCGCCCUGUGGACCUGACCAUUACAAGGUGCUCCAAGUAGCCAAGAUGGACCAGUACCUGGAUUUCUGGAACCUCAUGGCGUACGAUUUCGCCGGUUCGUGGUCCGCACUCACCGGCCACCAAGCCAACCUGUGGAACAUCAAGGGUGCACCGCCUUCGGCCGACGAUUCGAUCAACUACUAUAUUGGCCAGGGCGUCGUUUCGCACAAGCUCGUUCUCGGAAUCCCGCUCUACGGCCGUGGCUUCGAAAACACGGACGGUCCACAACAGCCGUACAGGGGUACAGGGCAGGGCACGUGGGAAGCCGGCAACUGGGACUACAAGUUUUUGCCUGUCAAAGGUGCAAAGGAGAUGAUCAACACCAAGAUCGCUGCUAGUUGGAGUUACGACUCAGCCAAGCGCGAGUUCAUUAGUUACGACACACCUCAGAACGUCUUGUUGAAGUGUCAGUACAUCAGGAACAAGAGGUUGAGGGGUGCCAUGUUCUGGGAGCUGAGUGGUGACGCAACCAAGAGCCAGGGUGGUGCUGAAAGGAGUCUCAUCGCCCUCACUGCCAAGAACAUGGGCACACUCGAUGCCACUUUGAACCACAUCAGUUACCCUUUCAGCAAGUGGGACAAUGUCAAGAACGGCCUCAAGUAA